CCGCUCAGCUCCGCUUUGUGUCUCUCCCAGAUGGUGGAGGCCCAGUUUGUGCUGUCCUUUGUGCACCGCUUCCUGGAGCACCGCGGCACCACCACCUACUUUGCCUUCUGCUACCCUUUCUCCUACACGGAGUGCCAGGAGAUGCUGGCGCAGCUGGACAGCCGCUUUGAGGAGUGCCGGCACAUGGCUCCCAGCAGCCCCCUGGACUCAGUCUAUUACCACCGGGAGCUGCUGUGCCACUCCCUGGACAAGCUGCGCGUCGACCUGCUGACCGUCACCUCCUGCCACGGCAUGCAGGAGCGGCGCGAGCCGCGGCUCGACAAGCUCUUCCCAGACACGGCCACGCCACGGCCACGCUGCUUCACGGGGAAGAGGGUGUUCUUCCUGAGCAGCCGCGUGCACCCUGGUGAGACGCCCUCCAGCUUCGUCUUCAAUGGCUUCCUGCACUUCAUCCUGCGUGAGGAGGACCCCCGUGCCCAGAUGCUGCGUCGCAUGUUCGUCUUUAAGCUCAUUCCCAUGCUGAACCCGGACGGAGUGGUGCGAGGUCACUACCGGACUGACUCGCGUGGGGUCAACCUGAACCGACAGUACCUCAACCCCGAUGCCGAGCUGCACCCCGCUGUGUACGGGGCCAAAGCGGUGCUGCUGUACCACCACGUGCACAGCCGUGUGCUGCCGGGCAGCCCCGACUGGAGGACCUACGUCUCACCGCUCAGCACCAGCGUGCUCAGCACCAGAUCUUCCAACCAUUCCGUCCCGGAGGCGGCGCUGUCGGAGCUGGAGAAAACCAACAACUUCCGCAACGCAUCCAGCACGUGGAGUCGGGGCCUCAGCCCUUCUCAGGAACCCCAGGUGGACCUGAUCUUCCCUGAACGGCGCUGCGAGGAGGAAGCCGGGCAGCCGCUGCCACUUCCCGAAGCCAUCCUGCCCCAGCACAGCGGGCUGGCCUACUAUGUUGACCUGCACGGGCACGCCUCCAAGCGUGGCUGCUUCAUGUACGGGAACAACUUCAGCGAUGAGAACGAUCAGGUGGAGAACAUGCUGUUCCCUAAGCUCAUCUCCUUGAACUCACCUCACUUUGACUUCACGGGCUGCAACUUCUCAGAGAAGAACAUGUACGCCAAAGACAAGCGGGACGGGCAGUCCAAGGAGGGCAGUGGGCGUGUGGCCAUCUACAAAGCGCUGGGGAUCAUCCACAGCUACACACUGGAGUGCAAUUACAACACGGGCCGCUCAGUGAACAGCAUCCCUUUGGCCUGCCACGACAACGGGCGCGCCAGCCCCCCACCACCACCCUCCUUCCCCUCCAAAUACACCGUGGAGCUGUUCGAGCAGGUCGGCAGGGCGCUGGCCGUGGCUGCACUGGACAUGGCGGAGUGCAACCCGUGGCCGCGCAUCGUGCUGUCGGAGCACAACUGCCUCAGCAACCUGCGGGCCUGGAUGCUGAAGCACGUGCGUGGCACGCGGGGCAACGGAGCCUGCGUGCGGAGGAGAGGAGGCCGCAGCCCCCCCACGAGCGCUGGCGGGCUCCCGGCCUCAGCCUCAGAGAGCGCCCUGUCCCGCGUGCGCAGCUUCAGCCACGGCAGCCAGCAGGACUCGCCCCGCGUCAGAGCCUCGCCCAGCUUCCCAGGUGCUGCUGUGGAUGCUCCGGGCCCGCAGAAGGGUGGCACGCAACCCCCGGCACCGCUCCGAGGGUCCCUGCCGGCAGAUGCCUGUGUGGGGUCAGUGCUGGGUGCCAGCUACAGACUGCAGGAGGCUCCGCACGGUGGUGGCAGCAAGCCAGGGGCUGCGCACAGCACCGUGCUGCUGCAGGUAUUCCCAAAGAAGCUGAAUGCCAGGAGGGCCCUGGAGCAGCCCGGCCCGGGGGGACUCACCACCCGCCCCAGCAGGAUCCCAGUGCGGAGGAAGACGGCAGCAGCCCUGAGCUUGCCGGUGCUCAGCUCCAGCAGCACUGAAGCCCUCCAAGCCCCGACGCACAGCUAUGCUGCCAUCUGCACCACGCAGUCUAUCCCAGGCGGAGCUGUUCCGACUGCCCUGGUACAGGAGGGAAGCAACGCAGCACCAGCCCCAACCCCACUCCCCGUACCUCCAGCACCCUGCCUGGAGACUCCAGUCUCUGGCACCAGAGCACCCAGCGUGGAGCAGCUGCUGGGCGAGGGUCUGCGCCCCGAGGUACAGCCCAGGGGGCGGCGGGGGAACGUGGCACGUGCGGGGGGCUCCGUCUCUGGCCUCCCCCCACCCGCUGUCCUGCUUUGCAGUGCCCACCCAGCCUCACCACCGCCCGCCCCAUGCUGCGCUCCUACCGGCAGCUCUUCUCCUUCUGUGCUGAGGCCUGAUCGUGGCCGCAGGCGCCGGACCCGCACGUGCCACGGCUGUGUGCCCAACCUGGGAGCCACCACGCGGCGAAGCCGCAGCCGCCGUCAGCGCUGCAUCCGGUGCCGUGCGCAGGGUUGGGGGCAUCCCUGCUCAGCCCUGAGACCCCGAGACAUUUUUACAUAACAUGGUUUUGUCUCA
Molecule: messenger RNA, 2514 nt
Organism: Meleagris gallopavo (turkey)
Lineage: Eukaryota; Metazoa; Chordata; Aves; Galliformes; Phasianidae
Source: RefSeq, a predicted model, not a curated record